UCUAAAAGGAAGCUCGGAGCAACUUCAUCAAUGGCUACUUUGAUUGCUCCUAAUGAAAUCUCUCCCGUUCAAGAUGCUGAGUCUCUCCACAAGGCCUUCAAAGGAUGGGGCACUGAUGAGAAGGCAGCGAUAGCAAUAUUAGGUCACAGAAAUUCUUUUCAAAUUCAGCAGAUCAGACAAGCUUAUGAAGAACUUUAUGAAGAGAAUCUCAUCAAACGCCUUGAGUCUAAGCUAUCUGGUGACUUUGAGAGAGCUGUGUAUCGAUGGGUAUUAGAACCAACAGAUCGAGAUGCUGUGUUGGCAAAUGUGGCCAUUAGAAAUAGCAAUAAUGUUGAUUACACUAUGAUUGUGGAAAUCUCUUGCAUCUAUUCAUCUGAAGAGCUCUUGGCUGUGAGACGAGCCUAUCACAAUCGUUACAAGCAUUCUUUGGAAGAAGAUGUUGCCGCUCAUACUAGUGGUUAUCUUCGCCAGUUUUUGGUAGGGUUGGUGAGCUCGUACAGGUAUGAAGGUGAUGAGAUGAAAGCGAGGUUGGCACAAACUGAAGCAAACAUUCUUCAUGAUGCUCUUAAACAUAAGAGUGACAAUCAUGAAGAGGUUAUAAGGAUUCUUACUACCAGAAGCAAGACUCAGCUUGUUGCAACUUUCAAUCGCUACAGAGAUGAUCAUGGCACUUCCAUCACUAAGAAAUUGCUGGAUGAUGCAUCUGAUAAUUUCCUCAGGGCAGUGCAUACUGCCAUUCAUUGCAUCAGUGACCACCAAAAGUACCAUGAAAAGGUUCUGCGAAAUGCGACUAAGAGGAUAGGGAAUUAUGAGGAUGCAUUGACGCGUGUGAUCGUGACCAGGGCUGAGAGGGAUUUGAGGGAUAUUAAAGAUCUUUAUUACAAGAAGAACAGUGAGCACCUAGAGAAUUCAGUGGCCAAGGAAGUUUCUGGAUAUUACAAGAAGUUUCUGCUCACUCUUUUGGGACAAGAAGACUAAGUUCUUCAAAUAAUUAUAAUGAUGGAAUCUGUGAUGAAUAAUUAUGUGUGGUUGGGUCGAAUUUCCUCUUCAUUUGAAUCUGUUUCAUUUCUCAGGGAAUGUCUUUUUUUCCCCCUUUUCUUUUGGGUGUGACGACUUGGACUCUCUAUAUCAAUUGUUAGUGCA
Molecule: messenger RNA, 1143 nt
Organism: Prosopis cineraria
Lineage: Eukaryota; Viridiplantae; Streptophyta; Magnoliopsida; Fabales; Fabaceae
Product: annexin-like protein RJ4
Exons: 6
Coding region: 31-978 (315 amino acids)
Cellular component (GO): cytoplasm
Molecular function (GO): calcium-dependent phospholipid binding; calcium ion binding
Source: RefSeq, a predicted model, not a curated record